AUGAAUGUAUUCAAAAAGCCAAACAUACGUCUCAACAACAAAAGCACCACUACAAACGGCGAUAAUCUGCACAAAUCAAAGAGACUGCGCGAUGAUGGCGAUUUGCCUACAUUGCUCACAAUCACUCCACAACAACAACGUGACAAAUUUGAUGAAUUGAAUGAAGUUGAAGCAAAUAGGAUUGUUGAAGGCUUAAACAACCCCACGGAGUCAAUCUGGUCACUCACGGCUGCAAUAUCGAGAAGAAACAAGGAUCGGAACCGGUACAGCAAUGUUAUGCCAUGGAACGAAACUAGGGUCAAACUACCCGUCAAGAAUGAGGCCACCUAUUCAGACUAUAUAAAUGCAUCAUACAUCAAGCUUCAAAUCAAAGGCGAGACUUUAAUCAAUCGAUACAUUGCAUGCCAAGGUCCAUUAGAAACGACAAGAAAUCAUUUCUGGUCAAUGUGUUUUAAUGAGCUGGAGAAACAGGGGAACGAUGUUGUUAUUAUCGCAAUGGUUACACCGUUGAUUGAACAAGGCAUGACCAAAUGUGAUAAAUAUUGGCCGGAACUAGGCGAUUCAUGGUCAUUCAAUCGGAACAAUCUCGAGGAUGGUAUUGCAUUGGAGGACUUGACCGUGAAAAACGUCAAUGAAACAUAUGACCCCAACGAGGAUUACUUGUUGACUGAGUUUGAACUAAAAUCAGGCAUCAAGACUAAAAAAGUGUAUCAUUUCUAUUACUAUAGAUGGGCCGAUGCCAAAGUUCCCCCCUCCACUGCACCUUUAGCUAAUCUAUCGCGACACAUUGAUGAAAUCAAACAAGCUACCACUGAGUCACUUGAAAAUCAACCAGUUCCCAUAAUUCACUGCUCAGCGGGCGUUGGACGUUCAGGCACGUUCAUGGUGUAUGAUCAUUUGUUUCGUCAUAGAGACAAGUUUCGUGCUAUUCUAGAUACAAAUCGUGCAAAGGAUUUGGUUUACAAGGCCGUGUUUCAGUUGAGGACUCAAAGAAUGAUGAUGGUACAGACUGUUUACCAGUACCAGUUUUUGUAUGAUGUGGCGAAGGAAGCAUAUUACGAAUAA
Molecule: messenger RNA, 1065 nt
Organism: Lodderomyces theae
Lineage: Eukaryota; Fungi; Ascomycota; Pichiomycetes; Serinales; Debaryomycetaceae
Gene: PTP1
Product: tyrosine protein phosphatase
Exons: 1
Coding region: 1-1065 (354 amino acids)
Biological process (GO): protein dephosphorylation
Molecular function (GO): protein tyrosine phosphatase activity
Source: RefSeq, a predicted model, not a curated record